Molecule: messenger RNA, 1654 nt
Organism: Pelagomonas calceolata
Lineage: Eukaryota; Pelagophyceae; Pelagomonadales; Pelagomonadaceae
Source: the annotation of a GenBank genome assembly
CGGGCACAUUCGAUUUUUGGCCCAAAAAUACUCGUACGCGUGAACCGGUGGACAUCGGUCACGCCAGUGAACGUUCAUACAUCACAGCUUCGCUACCAACCGCGACAACCCCGCCGCGGCGCGAGCAGACGCCGCACAAGCAACCCAGCUGUGUAGCUCCUCUCACAGCGACGCAGUCGACGCGCGAAAGCGAGAAGAUGUCAGCCCCACCACCGGGCCUCGCCCCGCCGGCGAAGCGCAGUAGGACGAACGAGGUCCAGUGCCCCUACCUCGACACGAUCAACCGGCACUUGCUGGACUUCGACUUUGAGAAGGUCUGCUCGCAGUCGCUGUCGACGCAGAACGUUUAUUCAUGUUUGGUAUGUGGCAAGUUCUUCCAGGGCCGGGGCCCGAAGACCCACGCGUACACGCACGCGACGUUAUGCGGCCACCACAUGUUUGCGCACCUCGAUACAUGUAAAAUCUACUGCCUGCCGGACAAUUAUGAGGUUGUCGAUUCUUCCUUAGAUGAUGUGAUACGGUGUCUACGACCUUCAUUUACGCCGGAACGCAUCGAACAACUCGACAAAGUCGCGACGCUAGCCAGAGACGUGCACGGCGUCGCCUAUCUACCGGGCUUCUGUGGGCUGAACAACCUCAAGAAGACGGACUACAUCAAUGUCGUCGUGCACCAGCUGGCGCACGUGCGGCCGCUGCGAGACUUUUUUCUGGACCCAAGAAACUACAAGGACCGGCCCUCGCCUCUCGUAAGGGAGUUCGGCGCGCUCCUGCGCAAGAUCUGGUCGCGGGACAAUUUUAAGAGCGUGGUGUCUCCCCACGAGCUCGUCCAAGAAGUUACGAGGGCCUCCAAACUCCGGUUCAAGAUCGGGACGUCCGCGGACGCGGCUGACUUCUUGGGCUGGCUCCUCAACCAGCUCCACCGCGAUUUGGGCGGCACGAAGCGACCGGGUUCGUCCAUAAUCCACGACGUCUUCCAAGGUUCUAUUCGCGUCGAAACGCUAUCGAGGAAGACGCACUUGACAAAACGCGACGACGCGGAUGUGGAUGCGACCGCCACCUCCGCCGAAAGUGCGGGAUGGAAGCGCGACGAAAAGGACCUCAACUUUUUAUAUCUCACGCUAGACGUGCCGCCGACACCGCUCUUCAAAGACACGCAGGGCGGCAACAUCGUGCCGCAGAUUCCUUUAUUUGAUGUAUUAACGAAGUACAACGGCGUGCGACUGACGGACACGGUCCGGGCAGGCGUGCAAUCUCGUAGACGAUAUGUGAUCACGAAACUCCCGAAGUUCCUCGUGUUUCACUUUGCGCGGUUUUCCAAAAAUAAUUUUACGGCCGAGAAGAACCCUACUAUUGUGCACAUUCCCGUCAAGGACUUGGAGCUGAAGGACCAGUUCGCGCUUGAGGGUAUUGCCUCUCAAGAAGCGACGAAGUAUGACUUACUCGCGAACGCGUGCCACGACCUGCCGGCUGGCCUUGAUAAAGACGGGCGGAAGGAACCCCUGCAGCACGGCACGUAUAGGGUCCAUGUGAAGCAGCAGUCGUCGGACCAGUGGUACGAGAUCCAGGAUCUUCAUGUUAGUGAGACGAUGCCGCAGCUGAUUGGAUUGAGUGAGUCGCUGCUGACGAUCUACCAGCGGCGGGACGCGUGAGUUGC